UUCAUGGUCCAAAAAACAGUACCAAAGUAUUACCUUUUAAUAUCCUUACUGUACCAGGGUGCCAGCAUAUAAGUAAUGAUAGUAGCCUACAGUACUCAUAAAAUUAGGGAACAGAUGUGUUAUUAUGUUUUCUAUUUAAAGAAACUGGACAGAUAAGAGUGUGUUAAUGUGCAGACUGUUGUGUAGCUUUGUUUUCUCUCCCUAAAGGAAGCGGGGACUCCUCAAUCACGUCAUUCGGUGCUCAGGCGUUCGGCAGGAAGCAGUCUUUCCUCCCAGAGAGUUGCGCUCUUUUCCGCUUGCUCAAUGCUCUUCUCCGUCCAUAACCCGCGGAAGCCAGGCAGAAGAAAAAAUGCCGACUUCUGUAACGGAGAGAGUGUCUCUAAAAGUCUUUUUCGCCGUGUUUUUAACGGCUGUACAAAUGCGCACGAUCAGUGCGCUUCAGAUUCAACAGGCGUUUGCGUCUCCAAACGCCACCAAUAAUUUCGUGGUAGACGCGGUGUCACGCAGAGUUUACCUGGCCUCAGUUAACAGUCUGUACCAACUUAACGCGACGCUCGCGCUAGAGGUGGAGACGCGAACUGGACCCGUGCGCGACAACCCGCUAUGCCACGCGCCGCAGCUGCCGCAAGCGAUGUGCGAGUACGAGAAAACUCUCACGGACAACCACAACAAGCUCCUCGCGCUGGACCGCGAGCAGAAAGUGCUGGUAACAUGCGGUUCGGUGUACCAGGGCUUCUGCGAGCUGCGCAGCAUGGAUAAUGCGUCCCAAGUGGCAGUCAAGUUUCCACAGGAAGGAGCCACCGUGUUCCCCAGCAUGCUUAACAUCGUCGCCAAUCACGAGAACGCGAGCACCGUAGGGCUCAUCUUUCGAAGUCACGGCGGAGCGCCGCGGCUGCUUGUGGGAGCCACUUACACGGGCAUGGGAACCGAGUACUUCCCCAAAAAUCACAGCAAAGAAGACCUGCGCUUCGAGAACACACCAGAAAUCGCAAUCCGUUCUCUAGACACAAAAGAUCUCAACCGACUGUUUACCUACGACAUCAACCCAUCGGAAGAUAACGUCUUUAAAAUCAAACAAGAAGUUAAGCAGAAGAACAAGCUUAACUUUGUCCACGCUUUCAUUCAGAAGACUUACUCCUACAUCGCUAUUAACAAUGAUGCCAACACCGGUCUCAAAGAAAGUCAGCCCAACAGCAUCCUGGCGCGCAUCUGCCUGGAUACGGACGGUCCACGCCGGUCCUCAUCCACGGAGAGCCGCAAACUCACCGAAUCGUACAUCCAAAUGGGAAUUCAGUGUGGAUCUACUGGAAAUAUAUACAACCGACUCAUCUCCAUCUAUCCAGUGGAUAUCAGCACUAAAAACUCAAGGACACCAGAACCCUAUCUUUUUGGGGUGUUUGCCAGGGCGGGCAGGCAGUCAGCCGUGUGCGCGUUUCGGGUGGCGGAUGUGGAGGAGAUGAUUCGCCAGGGCCGCCGCAAUUGCUCAAGUGGCCCGAACAGCGACGUGCAGGUGCUGGACAGCGUCAUCCAGGGCUCAGGGGCCGAGUGCGAGGUUAAAGGGGCCAUCGUGCUUCAGCUAGAGCAGCUGAAUUGUGGUGCCGCUCACCUCCAACAUCCCUUGGCUCUGAGAAAACCCUUGAGGGUCCAACCCAUCUAUGAAGCUCCAGGGGUCACCUCUGUUGCUGUUGAAAAUGUGCAUAACCACACAGUGGUAUUUUUGGGGACAAGCAAUGGGCGACUACGUAAGCUGUCUCUGCUGGGUAACCUCUCUGUAGCUAACCAGUGGUCACUGAAACUCCCUGCUAAUGAUCCAGUGCAUCACAUCAUGACUUUUGACCCCAGCGACAAAAACUACAUGUAUCUCAUGACAACACACCAUCUCGUGCGUGUAAAGGUGACCAGUUGUGCCCAGUACAGCUCCUGUAAUGAGUGCCUGAGUGCCAGUGAUGCCUAUUGUGGCUGGUGUACAUUGGAUAGAAGGUGUUCGAUUCAGAAGGAGUGCUUCAGCGGAUCUUUGGCACGUUCAUGGAUCAGCACUGGGGACGGUGUUCAUCAGUGUCCAUCAAUGACCAUCACUCCAUCUGAAAUCAGCCGAUCUGCUAACAUCACGGAUGUGGGCAUUCUGAUAAACGGAAGUGUUCCAGAUCUAAAGGGUCUCAGGGUGGAAUGUGAUUACGGGGUUGGCAUAACUACAGGUGCAACUGUACAUAUGGACGAUAUCACUCCUCAAAUCCAGACUUGCCCUCUACCCCAUCCUGGCACAUAUCCCACAAUCCCCUUUGGCAAAGAUUACAUUACAGUGCCUGUGGCGAUCAAGGUUAAUGGCGUUCCUGUGGUUUCUGGAAGCUUUAUUAUUUAUGAGUGUGAACGGACUGGACAAAUUCACUUCAAAACUGCGUGCACAAGCUGUUUGAGUUCUGCAUGGCGUUGUUACUGGGACCGGCAGCUCAAUUCAUGUGUUUCCAAUAAAAAUACUACACAGGAUAUUAUAGAGGAUUCCAUGACUUGUCCCAGUAUGGUGGCAUAUAAAGUUCCCCCAUCACCCACAGGAUCGUUGCAGGUUUUCACUUUGGAACUCAACAACAUAGAACAUGGCACUGAGUUGGAGUGUGACUUUGGCAAUGGGCAGCUGUACACAGCUGAAUGGAAUGAUGGGCAGUCAUCUGUAAACUGCAGUGGAGUGACACUGGAAACUACAUUGUGGAGUGAGACAUUUUAUUUAAACCUAAGAAGAAAGGGAACAGGCAAAUAUAUAGACAGCCCACAACCAAUGGCAGUGGAGAUAUACAGCUGCACUGUUGGGGACAGUGACUGCUCGCAGUGUUGGGGUCGUGAGACACAGGGUCACCUGUGUGCCUGGUGUGAUAACAGCUGUCGCCCGAGAGACCAGUGUCAAAUUAUUACAAAACACUGCCCAGACCCUCAGAUACAGAAGAUUGAACCUCUCAGAGGGCCACUGAUGGGCGGGACGCUUCUCACAGUGCAGGGUAAAAAUCUUGGACACAGUGCAGAUCAUGUGAAUGUGUCUAUUGGCCAUGUGCCCUGUAAGAUACUGCCUGAAUACUACACUGUUUCAGUAAAGUUGAUUUGUGAGACUGCUGCAUCAUGGAAAAGUAUGAGUGAUUACGUUACAGUGAGCAUAGACAGCAAUGCUGUUGGCGUUUCAAGGGAAAUGUUCUCUUUUGUGGAGCCCAAACUACAAAACGUUAUGCCCAGACAAGGUCCCCUCGCUGGUGGAACCAGACUCACUAUUGAGGGUGAAUUUCUGGAUGCUGGAUCCACGAUUAAUGUCAAGGUCAACAGUACUCAGAGCUGUGCCAUCUUCAUGCAGUCUAGUUAUGUGAUCAAGUGUGUGAUGCCACCAGUGGUGCCCCCUGUUGCAGAGAGUGUAUCAGUGUGUGUGGUGUAUGAUGGCCAACCAUGUCACAGUGAUUCACCAAAUUUUACAUUUUCCUAUGAGAAAAACCCUACAAUCAAUGACAUUAAACCCACCAAAAGCUACAUCAGCGGUGGUCGCAACAUCUCAGUCAUUGGACACAGCUUUCAUCUGGUCCAGUCUGUGAUGAUGGAGGUUUCUGGAAUAGGACAGACGAACUGCUCCUGUGUUUCAUCUACUUUGAUCGUGUGUCAGUCUCCUGCGGCCAGUCAAUCCCAGCAGGCCACGGCUCAAUUCUAUUUUAAUGAGGUGCUCUACAGAAGAGAUGAUGCAUCUUCAUCAGGUCAAAGCCUAGAAGAGGAUGAUGUGCCCCAGACCGGUCACUUUCGCUUUGACUACGUUGAAGACCCACAGUUUUAUACAGCAAACAAAGAGAAACUUAUUAAACAUCAUCCUGGAGAACCUCUCAUCCUUAUCAUUAAUAAAGGGCCAAGUGAGUUGGAUUUGACACCAGAGGAAUACUCGGUGACGAUUGGCAGCGACCUCUGUGACAUCACGUUCCAUAAUGACCAGCUCUUCCAUUGCACCAUCAACAGAUCAUUGAGUGCCAGCACUGGAGAUCUGCCCGUAACUGUAAAAGUGGGUCAUUUUCAUAAGGUCAUAGCGAUGGUGCAGAUGGGUGGAGGCAGUGAACUGGCCAUCGUGGUCUCCAUUGUGGUCUGCUGUGUGCUUCUCUUGCUUUGCACCGUGGCACUGGUGGUGUACUGCACAAAAAGCCGCAGGGCAGAGAGGUAUUGGCAGAAGACUCUGUUACAGAUGGAGGAGAUGGAGUCACAGAUCAGAGAAGAGAUACGUAAAGGUUUUGCAGAACUGCAGACUGAUAUGACAGAUCUGACCAAAGAGCUGAACCGCACACAGGGAAUCCCAUUUCUGGAGUAUAAGCAGUUUGUGACACGCACCUUCUUUCCUAAGAUGUGUUCUGACUAUGAGAGACGUCUAGUUCAGCCUGUCUAUGAGAUCAGUCCUCUUGGUCCACGGGCGGUAUCUGAAACUCAUCCUCUACUGCCGGACUGUCAGUCUUCAAACAGCACACGACCCAAUAUGGAUGAGGGCAUCACAAUGUUUUCCACUCUUCUCAGCAACAAACACUUUUUGGUCACUUUUGUUCAUGCACUGGAGCAGCAGAAAGACUUUGCAGUGCGAGACAGGUGCAAUCUAGCCUCUCUGCUUACUAUCGCCCUCCAUGGUAAACUUGAGUACUACACCAGCAUUAUGAAGGACUUGUUGGUGGAUUUGAUUGAUGCUUCAGCCUCCAAAAACCCCAAACUGAUGCUCCGACGAACAGAGUCAGUGGUGGAGAAGAUGCUCACCAACUGGAUGUCCAUCUGCAUGUACAGCUACCUUAAGGAAACUGUAGGUGAGCCAUUCUUUCUGCUGCUGUGCGCCAUCAAACAGCAAAUCAAUAAGGGUUCGAUUGAUGCCAUCACUGGAAAGGCACGCUAUACACUUAAUGAAGAGUGGCUUCUGAGGGAAAACAUUGAAGCCAAACCACAGAACGUUAACGUGUCGUUCCAAGGGUUCGGCAUGGACUCUGUGACCGUACGUGUGAUGAAUACAGACACUAUCUGCCAGGUGAAAGAAAAGAUACUUGAAGCAUUUUACAAGAACCUGCCCUUCUCUCAAUGGCCAAGGGAAGAGGAUGUUGACCUGGAAUGGUUUCCAGAGGGCAAGAGGAGUCGAAUUCUGCAAGAUCUGGACGACACAUCUCUAAUGGAAGACGGCAGAAAAAAACUCAAUACCAUUUUUCACUAUCAGAUCCCAGAUGGGGCAUCACUGGCCAUGAGUAUGAAAGAUAAGAGAGAGAACACACUGGGCAGAGUUAAAGAUCUGGACACAGAGAAAUAUGUUCAUUUGGUUCUGCCACAUGAUGAGCAAACAGAGACCAGAAAGUCCCACAGGCAGAGCCACAGAAAGAAAGUGUUACCUGAGAUCUACCUGACACGUCUGCUCUCUACCAAGGGAACCCUUCAGAAGUUCUUAGAUGAUCUUUUUCAAGCCAUCCUCAGCAUUCCGCCUGAGAAACCACCAUUCGCUGUAAAAUACUUCUUUGACUUUCUAGAAGAACAGGCAGACCAACGCGGCAUCACAGACCCCGACACACUGCAUAUUUGGAAGACUAAUAGUUUGCCUCUGCGGUUCUGGGUGAACAUACUGAAGAACCCUCAGUUUGUUUUUGACAUUGAAAAGACGGACCACAUGGAUGCUUGCCUGUCAGUUAUUGCUCAGGCUUUCAUUGAUGCAUGCUCACUCUCUGACCUACAGCUAGGCAAAGAUUCUCCCACCAAUAAGUUGCUGUAUGCCAAAGAGAUCCCAGAGUAUAAAAAGAGGGUUCAGUGUUACUACAAACAGAUUCAGGAGAUGGCACCAUUGAGCGAGCAAGAAAUGAAUGCUCACCUUGCUGAGGAAUCACGGAGAUACAGGAAUGAGUUCAACACAACCCUGGCCUUAACUGAAAUCUACAAAUAUGCCAAGAAAUAUCGCAGUCAGGUGGUGUAUGCCCUAGAGUCUAACCCUACAGCUCGACGCACUCAACUGCAGCACAAGUUCGAGCAGGUCAUUGCACUAGUGGAAGACAACAUCUAUGAGUGCAGCAGUGAGGCCUGAGCUGCAGUCAAUCAAAUCACAAAGCCCAGAGAUCUGAGCCAAUCAGAAGCCAGCUCCUGUGCCUCCAAACCAAUGAAACACAUUCCACGUUCCUGUUGAAAAUGAAAUGUGGCCUUAUUUAAGUUAAUUACAAGUUAACCUCUACCUAAUUUAAUGUGGAUGUUGCACAUACAGAGUAAGAAACUCUCUUAAUAUUAUUCUACUGAUUCUUGCUAAAAUUAGUUUAGCUGAUUGGUCAUUUUCAUUUGUAAAACAAUCCAGAUACAGGGUGUGUAAUAUUGACUUCUAUUGAUAGGUUGACGACUCAGGGGCCCUAAGGUCCUGCGGUAAAUAACGCACUGACCCCACACUGGGGGAGAGCCAACGAUAAUGCACUGGAUUAUCUAAAAAAAUUCUAUAGCAAUAUAUAUAGCUGUUUAUAUGAUGUUUUAUUACGUGAUUGAUGAUUCAAUGUGAAUAAGGUUUCUGGUGGGAUAUUUGUAUUCUUCCAUCUUUUUAAAUGGCAGAAUCUUUUUGUCAGUCCAGACAAAUCAGACCACAACAUUAUGAUAUGCAUAUGAAUGGGACCAUGUUGCAUAUGUUCUUAUUGUUUGAAGGGUUUAGGUUUUGGGGUUAAGACCAAAGCAAAACAUAUAUGCAUAAUUCUGUAUAUAUUCUUCUGAAAAACUUGUUUAAUGUCUUUAAUUUGGACAAAUAGGGAAAUUUUAUGGAAUAAAGCCUUAAACAUAACUAAACCAUUGUUUCAUAUGCAUUGUUAUUACACAUUUUCAUGCAGAUGCAAUCCCAUGGACAAAAAGAUGACAGCAGCUCAGCUAAAAAUGAAAUUAGGCAUUAUACUUGGGCAUAAAAGGCUACAAACUUUACCAAUGUUUGUAAUGAAUAAAACUCAAAUCGCCGACAGCACGUCUGCCCUACCCACUGCGCAGAGCACUACCCACUAGACCAGCGGUAAUGAUGAUUGGAUACAUAAGAAAUGUAAAGGCAACCGGUCAGAUGUAAGAGCAUGGCCACAAAGGCAGAUAUUAGUCACUUAAGGAUAUUUAUAUAAUUAAAAUGACUGCAAAGAAAAAUAAUACCGCUCAUAUAAAUGCAAGUGGAUAUGCCAAAAAUCCACCCUUGGU
Paramisgurnus dabryanus is the source of this 7161-nucleotide messenger RNA. It is a transcript of the gene plxnd1, whose product is annotated as plexin D1. Lineage: Eukaryota; Metazoa; Chordata; Actinopteri; Cypriniformes; Cobitidae. The record is from RefSeq and is a predicted model, not a curated record. Gene Ontology annotation, cellular component: semaphorin receptor complex; plasma membrane. Gene Ontology annotation, biological process: regulation of cell shape; regulation of cell migration; positive regulation of axonogenesis. Gene Ontology annotation, molecular function: protein binding; semaphorin receptor activity.